Messenger RNA from Nannospalax galili (Upper Galilee mountains blind mole rat), 3167 nucleotides. It is a transcript of the gene Fam13c, whose product is annotated as family with sequence similarity 13 member C. Lineage: Eukaryota; Metazoa; Chordata; Mammalia; Rodentia; Spalacidae. The coding region runs from base 193 to 1932 and encodes 579 amino acids. The transcript has 14 exons. The record is from RefSeq and is a predicted model, not a curated record.
UGCUGGGCUUUGUGGUCCGCCGCCGCGGCCGGGCCCCCGCCGGGGGUGUCGCGCGAGCAUGUGCAGACGGCGGCCCAAGGUAGAGCCGCGAGCCGGGCCAGCCCGAGCCGCGCCUGGCAAUGCCAUGUUCGCGCGCGCGCUCUGAGUCCGCGACAGCAGCCCGGGAGCCGGCCGCCCGGCCGCGCUUGGCUCAUGUUUUCUUGUUUCUGUUUCAGCCUUCAGGAUAAUUCCUUCGGCGGCGCCGCUGUAACCGAGUGUGACGAAGAUACAGUCUCUUUACAUGAAGACCAGACUGACUGCUGCAGUCUCAGAGAUGAAAACAAUAAAGAAAACUACCCACAGGCGGGGGCUUGCAUAGAGGACCUCACUCCAGCCUCUCUUGAAGCUCAGCAGCAUGCAGAGCAGACCCUGCUGGUGGGCGGUGUGCUGAGACCCAGCAUGGGCAACUUCAAGUCCCGCAAGCCCAAGUCUAUCCUCAGAGCCGAGAGCGGCCGGAGUCAUGGAGAAAGCCAGGAGACAGAGCACGUGGUGUCUAGCCAGUCGGAGUGCCAGGGCAGAGUGGGGACACCAGCUCAUGAGAGUCCACAAAACAACAUCGUUAGGUGCCAGGAAACAGUGCGACUUCAACCAAGACUAGACCAGAGGGCCGCCAUUUGGCCAAAGGAUGCUUUUGAAGCUCAGCAGGACUUAAAUGAGGAAGAAGCUGUUCAGGUGCAUGGAGUUAAGGACCCAUCCCCACCCUCGACCCAGAGUGUGCCUGCCGAUGGGGCGGAUUCUGCAGACCCCAUGCCAACGCAUAAAGAUGGGCAGAGCGAUGCUGACGGUGUACCAGAAGACAUCCAGUCUGCAGGGACCAGCAGGCUCCUCUAUCACAUCACCGACGGGGAUAACCCUCUGCUGUCACCACGGUGCUCCAUCUUCAGCCAAAGCCAGAGGUUCAACUUGGACCCCGAGUCAGCCCCAUCUCCACCCAGCAGCCAGCAGUUUAUGAUGCCCCGGAGUUCUUCUCGGUGCAGUAGUGGAGACAGCAAGGAGCCCCAGACCAUCACUCAGCUCACCAAGCACAUCCAAAGCCUCAAGCGGAAAAUUCGCAAGUUUGAAGAGAAAUUUGAGCAAGAGAAGAAAUACCGGCCAUCCCAUGGUGACAAGACUUCUAAUCCUGAAGUUCUGAAAUGGAUGAACGAUUUGGCUAAAGGCCGCAAACAGCUCAAAGAACUAAGGCUGAAGCUAUCGGAAGAACAAGGGAGCAGUCCCAAAGGCCCACAUAGAAACCUACCUUGUGAGCAGCCCCCAGCCCCCAGAGAAAACGGGAGACCAGAAGCUGCAGGCCCUGAGCCAAGCUCCUCUGGAGAGGAGACUUCAGAUGCUGUGUUGAUGGAGAAGAAAGAACAGCUUCCCCAGGAAGAUGCCAAGGUAACUAAGCAGGAUAAGAACCUCAUAAAGCCUCUCUAUGACCGGUACAGAAUCAUCAAGCAGAUCUUGUCAGCACCGUCCCUUAUUCCGACCAUCCAGGAGGAAGAGGACUCUGAUGAAGACUGUCCACAGAGAAGCCAACAGUCUUCCUUGCCAGAUCCAGCAUCUCGCCUUCCUGUUGGUGAUCACCUUGCCUACUCUGAGACGGAGCCUGUGAGGGCCCUGCUACCAGAGGGAAAGAAAGAAGCCAAACAACCCGCUGUCUCCAUGUCCAAUUUACAUGAAGCCACCGUGCCUGUGCUUCUUGACCAUCUCCGAGAAACUAGGGCCGACAAGAAGAGGCUGAGGAAAGCCCUACGGGAAUUUGAAGAACAGUUUUUUAAACAAACAGGAAGAAGUCCACAGAAGGAAGACAGGAUGCCGAUGGCCGACGAGUACUGUGAAUACAAGCACGUGAAGGCCAAGCUGAGACUGCUGGAGGUCCUCAUCAGCAAGCAGGACGUGGCCAAAACCAUCUAGGCUCAGCUCACAGUCACCUCUGCCCAAGGCAGAGUCAAGUGUGUCCCCUCCACUGUUCCUGCCAAGUAGUUUUAAUGUACUGAAGAAGGAAGCACUUUAGUGGCAGAAUCAGCUGUUUUUAAGAGGGAAGAGUUAAUUACAUACAAGAAGGAAUUUAGAUGGGGAAAGAUAACAGUAACCUUGUAGUUGGCCAGAAUAUAUCCCAGCCUCCUCUAUGCCAAGGUGAAAACCCACAGUCACUGUAAUUGUUGCAAAAAGACAGCUAAUAUUUUGUCAGACCUAAACAGCACUAGCUCAGCCACCUGUUAGGGAAAGUUUAUUUAGUGUCCAAAGAUGUUUUUUUUUUGUUGGUGUGUGGAAAAGAGCACAAUUUAAAUAAAUUGGUGAGAAAAGGAAAAAUUCUGCUCUUUAUAUAGGAAGAAAAACAGCUAGUAAGAAAGUAAUUUAUUUGAAACUUCAAAUUGGUUUUUAAGUGAUACAACAUCUACUACCUUUCCCUUUAAGUCUUUAGGUGUUCAGUACCCUAAAGUAUACUAGAAUGUGUCACUCCUAAUUUUUUAUUUCAAUAUAAAAAAUAGUACAUUAUUUUAUGUUAUUUGAGAUUUUACAUUUCUGGUUACCAAAGUUCACUUGGAUAGCAUGUACUUUGUGAAUUAUCUUUGUCUAUAACUGACAGAUGUUUAUACUAAAAAUAAAAUAUUGAAAUUUUAAAAUAGGUAUUUUGGAUAGAUGUGUCUGUAGUAUAAUAACUAAUGUGACCAUAGUGUUAUUGCUAACUUUGUUUGCUCUAAGAUUGUACAACUAUUUUUCCAUUGGGAGUAUGCAUUUUUCUUAAUGUUCCAAGGUCUAUACUUUGUAAAGUGAAAACCUCAUGAGCUGUAUUCAUUCUGCACAAAGUGAAAGGCUUGGGAGUGUUUUGCCAAGACACACUGGAAAAGAAGUCAGAUCUUUCAUCUGCUUUACCAACUUUAGUGUAUCUUGUUUAGUGUUACUCCAUAUGUUUAAGAUACAUUUAUUGGUUUUGCUUUUCAUAAAACCAGAUGACAGGCAGAUGUUCCUUCAUACCCAGUCCUGUUUCUGUCUCCCUUCCUGUACUGUUCAGGGUGAUGCUGAGGCGAAGCAGGCUUCCACAUGCGUGGGCGGCAGGAGUGCCAGCUGCCAAGUGGAUGCCUUCAGAAGCUGUUCUCCCUGUACUCACCUGGUGUUUUAUACCUUUUAUGGAUCAGAAUACUGUC